GGUCGGUUCUCGUCCGUCAGUUGGGGCUCAACAUCGUCGGCCAUCGGACGGGACAGCUACACACUCACGAACUUUGCACUUGGCCCAUGCCAAAACUCUCUCUCUCUCUCUCUCACACACACAGAGGCACCUACUCCAUUUGAUUGUCCAUUUUUUUCCCUUUGAAAUCUGACUAGUUUCAAAGAAAACGACAGCACAACAUUGAGCCAAGAGUCCCGCGUGAUUGUUCAGUGUGCGUGCGUGUAAAAAAAAAAAAAAAGAAAAAAAAAGUGCGUUUCGUUGUUUGGCGAUGCGAGUGGAGUGGAGAUGCAACACGAAUUGCCGCAGUAGAUGACACAACAACAACAACAACAUCAAACGAUCGACAACAAGUUGAAUGUUGUUUUCGGGUGAAAGUUUCCUGAUGAACGGGGCGCCAAUUCCCGUUUCUCUCCUCUCUUUAACUUGUUGAACUAGCUAAAGAAGAAGAAAAAAAAACAAACUCGAUUCUCUGAUUGGACCCUGACUGGAAAAACUUGUCGUGCUGUUUUUGUUUGGCCGUCGAUGUUUUUUUUUGUUUUUUUUUCAAGUGCACGCCAUUUUUUUUUUGAUUGAUUGAUUGAUUUGUUUUUUUUUUCUGUGUGUGUGUGUGUGGCCGUCGUCGUGUUUGAAUAUUUUCUUUGUUCAAAAUUCGAAUUGCGAAAGAGAAAUGGCUCGAUCGUGCGGCGUCGUCCAACUGUCGAUGGCCACGGCUCGUUUUUUCGUCUGCUUCGUUUCUGCCAUUGUUUUGGUGACGUCGUUGAUCGGCGGUCGUGGUGCCGGAUUCAUCAGCCGUCAUCCGAACGGUGCCGACGCCAUUCAAAUCGCCAGUUUAACGGCGACCAAUCAAAACUGCACCAACGAGGGACAAACGGUGGUCGUGAAAAUCGUCGAAGAAUUCAUCCCCUGCAUGACCUGCAUGUGCAAGGAUGGCCACGUCCAGUGCAAGAAGGAAAUCUGCCCGAGUACCGACGACUGUUACGUCGUGUUGCAACAGAACAAGAGCGCCGCCAAAUGCUGCCAAGUCUGCAAAGGUUGCUAUUACAAAGGGGUUCACCAUCAGAGCGGCAGCCAGUGGAACGAUCCCGACGAUCCCUGUCAGACGAUGACAUGUCAGGGCGGUGUAGUAACCGUGUCUCGUCAAACGUGUCGCUGGAACGACGAGGCGACAAGCGACGGCCAUUGCCGACAGUUGCUGCCAGUCAGGCCGGGCGAGUGCUGCCCGCGCUGCAACGACUGCCAGUGGAACGACGACGCGCAAAAUGGACGCAACGUGACGAUGGUGGAAGGUCAGCCGGCCGUCAGUCCCGACCCGCAAACAGAGCCGUGCACGCAGUGCCAAUGUCUGCCCGGUGGCUCCAUGAUGUGCACGCGGCAGACGUGCCCCGUCCUGCCCUGUCCGGCUAACAAAGCCCUGCUCCAGCCGGGCGCUUGCUGCCCCGUCUGCCAAGGUGUGCGCAAAGAAGUGCAGCCGGCCUCGUCUGCCGCCGCCGUUUGCCACAUGGGCAAGAAGCAAUUUGAAUUGGGCGCCACAUUCCGGCCGGAUCCGUGCACGAAUUGCACGUGCCAGCCGAACUCGACGACCGUCUGUCUGCGUGACAACAGCAGACGACUCGGUGGCGGUUCGUCGUCGUCGUCGUCGUCGUCGUGCCCGAACGUUCACCCGGCCACCAUCACGGUGGCUCCGCCCCUUUUGGCUUGGCCGCUCGACGCCGUGCCAUCGAAAUCGUCGACCCAACCGUCGGCCAUGGCCGUCGUCGCUUCGUUUCAAAGGCAACAAGAAGCCGCCGUCUCUUCUUCUUCUUCUUCUUCUUCUUCGUUGCUUUCCACUCGCGGCAAAGUGUCGCAACAACAACAACAGCAACAACAACCUGCCAUGCAAACGCCGACGGCGUUGCCGGCAUCACGACCCCUCACCUGCGCCUAUCGUGGCGUCACUUAUCAGAACGGAGCUGGUUGGUCGCUGGAUCCUUGUACGCAGUGCAGCUGUUCGCAGGGCGAAGUCCGCUGCGCCGUCCAGCAAUGCCCCGUCUACCGGCCUAAAGAUCAUCACCGACGCAAAAUGAAAUCGAGCGAUUCCGACGCUCCUUCCUCAUCGUCAUCGUCGGCCAGUGGCAACAACGUCCAGUCACCGCUACAGGCAGCCAACGGCGGACAAGCGUGUCCGCCCGGCCGCCAUCCCGUCAAAGAAGCGGGCCAGUGUUGCCCGAAAUGCGUGGAAGACGACGCCGUGUGCACGGUCUUUGGCGAUCCUCAUUACCGCACCUUCGAUGGACGUGUCUUUAAUUUCCAAGGUGCGUGCAAGUACCUGCUGACGUCCGACUGCCGCAACGACAGUUUUUCCGUCCGGGUCACCAACGACGCCCGUUCGUCGCGUUCCUUUUCCUGGACAAAAACCGUCACGCUCACCAUCGAAGAUUUGAAAGUGACGCUCGGACAAAACAUGAAAGUCAAGGUGAACCACAAACGCGUCUCUUUGCCUUUUGUCAGUCUCGGCGUCCUCUCCGUCGUCCAGGAGGGUUACAGCGUCGUCGUCAGAACGAAUCUCGGUGUGAAAUUGCUGUGGGACGGCGAGAGCUUUUUAGAAGUGACGGUGCCGCCCGCGUUCAAGCGGCGCCUCUGCGGCCUGUGCGGCAAUUUCAACGGCAGGCGGCGCGACGAUCUGCGCAUGCGGUCCGGUCAAUUGGCCACCAGCGUCGAACAGUUUGGCGCCUCUUGGAAAGUGGGCGGACCCAAGUCUUGCAGUAGCGGGCCCAGCCCAGGUGGCCAACAGCGACCACCGCCUUCCAGUUCGGCCGAUCGCUCAAGUCAGCGUCGCUUGCAGCAACAACAACAACAACAACAACAGCAUCCCAAUCAAUUGGCCAGCACGUCGUCGUCCGCCUCCCUGUCCGCUUCGUCUGUUGCUAUCGCUAGCAAAAAAACGACGGCCAGCGCAGCAGAAGAGCCGCUCUGCCAACGACAGUGGCACAUCCGCAUCAGGGCCGUCCGUGAGUGCAGCGUCCUCAAAGCGGCCACCUUCGCCCAGUGCCAUCCGCAAGUCAGUCCCGUUCGCUAUUUCAAAUCGUGCCUGCUGGACAUGUGCGAAUGCCCGUCCGGCAAACAGUGCUACUGCGAGGCGUUGACGGCCUACGCCCACGAAUGCGCCCGACACGGCGUCACGCAGAUCGACCCCAAGUGGCGCGAGGUCACGGCCUGCACGGGCCACCAUCACUCGGGUGGCAGCACUCGACUUCAUCCCACCACUUGAGCAUUUUCCCUUUCCUUUUUUGUUUUUUUUUUGUUUCUGUUUGUUUCAGAAAAUUUUAUUUCAAAUGCCAAAACUCUUUUCUUUCUCUCUCUCAACUCUCAUUAGUUUUGUUUCGUUGUUUUUGUUGGGGGGGGGGGGGCGAUUGAAAUCACUUGCUUAUCGUCAAAAAAAAAAAAGGAAAACACUUUAAGCAACAGGUGAUUUGACGUUUUAACGAUAUGCGUUGGACCAGCUCUCUUUUUUUUUUUUUUUUUUUUUUUUUUCGACCCAGUGGCCAUUUCAUUUUUUGUUGUUAUUCGACAAACGGACAAACGUUUUUCCGACUAUUUUUCCUCGCCCCACCUUUUGAAAUUGACAUUUGUAUAAAAAAAAAACAAAUCUUUAUAAUUCAGCCGUUGAAGCCGAUGACACGAAAGGCCAAACGUAACGAACAAGAAAAAUAGGUUGACCUUUUGACUCGUUAUUAUUCGAUUGGAAAUGAUCAUGAAUGCCCUCCUUCUUUUUGUUGGUGAAUCAAGUCAGCUGGCUCUCUCGUUGCGAUCUCUUCUUCUUUCUCCCUUUUUUUUUUUUAUUCUGGUGCCAUUUUAAUUAUAAACUCAUCCCCCACUCCAUGACGUGCAUUUUCACACCCAUCUCAUCUCAAUCAUUACGAGAAACACGUAGCAAAACGUUGUCAGCUUUGCCUCACCUUUUGGCGUCCGUGUCACGUUCCAAAACGCAUUUUUCUUUUUUCUUUGAAAGAACGUGAGGCAAAAUCCCCCUCCAAAAUAAAAAAAAAAAAAAAAAUAAAAAAAAAAAAAAUGAAUUUGGGCGUGGCUGCGUUUUUAAACUAUUUGCUGUAAAUAGUUAGGCCUUAUACACACGUUAUAUAUAUAUUAUAUCAUUUGUUUGUUUGUUUUUUUUACCUGCAAAAAGGUUUCUCGUGUCGAUCCUUUUUUUUGCCGAUUCCCUCGUGUUUUUUUUUUUUUCAUUUCCAUUUUUCGAAGAAA
Daphnia carinata is the source of this 4257-nucleotide messenger RNA. Its product is annotated as kielin/chordin-like protein. The transcript has 9 exons. Lineage: Eukaryota; Metazoa; Arthropoda; Branchiopoda; Diplostraca; Daphniidae. Bases 689 to 3268 code for a protein of 859 amino acids. The record is from RefSeq and is a predicted model, not a curated record. Gene Ontology annotation, molecular function: protein binding.